Raphanus sativus (radish) is the source of this 645-nucleotide messenger RNA. RefSeq names its product nuclear transport factor 2B-like. The record is from RefSeq and is a predicted model, not a curated record. Gene Ontology annotation, biological process: nucleocytoplasmic transport. The coding region runs from base 66 to 452 and encodes 128 amino acids. Lineage: Eukaryota; Viridiplantae; Streptophyta; Magnoliopsida; Brassicales; Brassicaceae. Gene Ontology annotation, cellular component: nuclear pore central transport channel. The transcript is spliced from 2 exons.
ACUAACACAAAAACCCUUUCCGUCUCUCUAUAGUCUCCACCAACACUCGCUUCUAUCUCUCUCUAAUGGCGGCGGCGCAGAUGGAUCCCGAUGCAGUGGCGAAGGCCUUCGUGGAGCAUUACUACUCGACCUUCGACAACAACCGUGUAGGUCUGGGAGGUCUCUACCAGGAAGCUUCAAUGCUCACCUUCGAAGGUCAGAAGAUCCAAGGAGUCCAGAGCAUCGUCGCCAAGCUCACCUCUCUCCCUUUCCAGCAGUGCAAACACAACAUCUCCACCGUCGAUUGCCAGCCUUCUGGCCCCGCCUCCGGUAUGCUCGUUUUCGUCUCCGGCAACCUCCAGCUCGCCGGCGAGGAGCACGCUCUCAAGUUCAGCCAGAUGUUUCACUUGAUGCCGACGCCACAAGGAAGCUUUUACGUGUUUAAUGAUAUAUUCAGGUUGAACUACGCCUGAAGAGGAAUCUCGGAUUGUUUUAGCAUACAUCAAUGUUGCAUUCCUACUUUAUACUAUUCUAGCAAUGAUAUUUAUCUUGAGAACAGAGCAAAAUCGUCUCGUUUGUAUUUGGGUUUUGUUCAUUUGUCAUUUACAAAUCUAAUGACUCCAUGAGACAAUUUGAAAGGGUUUCCAAUAUGCUUUUUCAUCUGAA